ACAACAAUAUGCAUUCAACCCCAUAUGGCACCCAGAACUCGCAGCAAGAAACAUUUAAAUCCCAUUCACUUUUCACAAUGUUUCCUAGGAACAUCUGCAGAUUAUCUUCAACAAAGUUUGUACAGCUCCGAUUUGUUUGACAAUGUGCGUUUUGGCAGCGGAAAACUAAAUAAAUCAGUUCGCGCAUGCGCGUACCUUGUUAGCAUGGGUUUGGGCUUGGCUGGUUGGUUGGUUGCACAUUUUCAAAUUGGUGAUCUGAAGAACAAAAGUUUUUCCUCUAAAAGGCAAAGGCUGGGGAAAAACGAGCAAAACAAAAAAGAAGAAGAAAAAAAAAAGGUGAUUGAAACAAAGAGACGACAAACAAAAAAAAAAAUAAUCGCGAAUCACUCAUUCGCUCACUCACAAUCACCACUGGCCGGCCAGCCGGGCCGAUCCGAUGAAGAAAUCAUCCGCAUUUAAAGCGAAAAAAGAUCACCAAACCAGAUCUUUCAAAUCUUUUAGAUUCGAGGAAAACCAACAACAACGACGACGAUAAUGAGUGGACGACGAACAACAGUUCGAUUGGGGUUCUUCUAAAGAGAAGUGGUCACAACAACGCACCAAAUGAAAUGAAAAGCCCCGUUGUCGUUAAGAGCAUUACCAUUACCAUCAUUCGAGCCAUGUUUAAGAUGUAUACCCUCCAUCAUCCGUAUACAGAAGCUGCUACCAAGAUUGCUGAGCAGUUGAGAUGGUGUCUGUGUGUGUAUAUAUGUGUGAGUGAGUCUGGGUUUCGCAGAUAGAUGGCCAUUGUGUGGCAAGAUUGACAUUCCUUCGAAUAUAAAAGUGGAAACUUCUUUCAGAAUGCAUCUCAAACCAAACUUAGAUAUUUGCUAGCUAACAGCAAUAGCAGAAACACAGCUCCGAGCUUCUUAGGUUUCCUUGCAACCGACAGACAACCAAAUAAUCACUGAUCAUGUUUAAAAAGGUGCUCUUAGUGCUCAGUAUGUCCUUGUCGAUGGCCAUUUCGGUGCCUGUGCCUGGUGGCAUUGGUCAUGGAUAUGCCGCCGCACCGGCGAUUUCGUAUGCCGCGCCCGCAGUUUCGUAUGCCGCUCCUGCAGUCUCAUAUGCCGCUCCUGCAGUUUCAUAUGCCGCUCCUGCAAUUACCUAUGCGGCGCCUGCUAAGGUGGCCGUUGCAGCCGCUCCCGCAGUUGUUGCAGCACCCGCCAAGGUAGCUGUUGCCGCCGCCCCUGCCAUUGUAAAGGCAGUGGAACCAGAGCCAUACGAUCCCAAUCCACAAUAUAGCUUCUCUUAUGGAGUUUCCGAUCAUUCCACCGGGGAUUCGAAAUCGGCCCAUGAAUCACUGGUUAAUGGUGUGGUACAUGGAAGCUAUUCACUGACCGAAGCUGAUGGUUCCAUUCGUAAGGUAACCUACACAGCGGACCACAUUAAUGGUUUCAAUGCCGUUGUGGAGAAAUCUGGAGGUGCUGUUAUUGCCGCCAAACCCGUUGUGGCUGUGGCAGCUGCCCCUGCUGUUGCCAAGGUAGCUGUGGCCGCUCCAGCUAUUACCAAGGUUGCCUACGCUGCUCCAGCUGUCGCUGCUGCUCCCAUUGCCGUUGGCCAUGGUUACAGCUAUGGCGGCUAUCACCACUAAGUCAUCACGCCGCCCCCUCCAAUCCAAAGCCCUUAACGCCCACCUUCAAUGCAUAACCAUAAAAAGGCAGUUCUAGUUACCAAUGUUGGGAGUGAAAUGCAGCCGCAUCCAUUAUCUCAGCCCAACCAAAACGACGACGACGAAGCACAACGUAUUCCGGACUUUGAUGUGAUCCAACCCUUCGAAGAUGGGACAGGCAAAUUGUCUCGUCGUAAAAGUUUAUAGUUUUUAAGUGUGUGUUAUUAACUUAUUUGUUUUUGUUUCUAGUUUCAUUACUCACGUACUUUCUCACUCUACUCAUAGAUAGCAUAUUGUUUCUCUGUCUCCUACUCCUGCUCCAACUCCAACUUAACUCUGUGUGAGCUUUGCUUCUCAUUUGCAUGUGACAGGAUACUACUCGCUCGCCGCUCUCUCUCUCUCAUCUAGCUUUGUCUUCGCUUGCAAAUGAGUCGAUACGCUUAAAUAAGAAAUUCAGAUAUGAAAGCGAGUCCGCCAGAUAUGUGUGGGUGAGACAUUGAUUGUCUUGCCAAAGGACCGCUUAGAGGAUUUAAUAUUUAUUUUUUGUUUUUCGAAAAAUUUGAUUCUUUCUGCUCAUUAUUGUUGUUGUUAUUUUUUUGUGUAAAUAUUUCAUGGAUACAUGUCUGCAUCAUGCACGCAUGUAUUUCCUUAUUAUCAUCAUCAGCCGCCAUGUAUCCAUAUAGGAAUUUAUUGUAUCUGCAUAUGUGUAAGUGUACAUAUGUAACAAUGAUUAUUAUGUGAGUGUGUUUUAGCAUGUAAGUGACUCGUAUUUCUCGUAGAUAGAAUUUU
Messenger RNA from Musca domestica (house fly), 2437 nucleotides. It is a transcript of the gene Cpr64Ac, whose product is annotated as cuticle protein 18.6. The record is from RefSeq and is a predicted model, not a curated record. Bases 953 to 1630 code for a protein of 225 amino acids. The transcript is spliced from 3 exons. Gene Ontology annotation, cellular component: extracellular matrix. Lineage: Eukaryota; Metazoa; Arthropoda; Insecta; Diptera; Muscidae.